Molecule: messenger RNA, 2388 nt
Organism: Solenopsis invicta (red fire ant)
Lineage: Eukaryota; Metazoa; Arthropoda; Insecta; Hymenoptera; Formicidae
Gene: Agps
Product: alkyldihydroxyacetonephosphate synthase
Exons: 6
Coding region: 138-1970 (610 amino acids)
Biological process (GO): lipid biosynthetic process
Molecular function (GO): FAD binding; alkylglycerone-phosphate synthase activity
Source: RefSeq, a predicted model, not a curated record
CUCUAUCGAUUUAAAUUUGGUUUGCCGGAGCGCGUGUCAAUAGUGGACGUAGAACCGUCGCCGCGCGUUUUAGGGUUAUCGCAUUUUGUGUUUAUUUCUUGGCGGUAUUCUGAGUUGAAACUCUAUACGCGGUGGAUAUGUCGGAGCAAAGGAAGCGCGAGACGAUCGCGGAAACGACGAGCGCGAGUGAGCCGAUCAAGUUUGAGAGCGCCGUGCCGAGAAUCAGGCAGCAGUUGUUGAAGUGGAACGGUUGGGGCUACAAAGAUUCCGGAUUUCGCGUAAACGACAAGAGCGUGAUAGAGUUUACUGGUAACAGAUAUCCCAUUGGAAAUCAAGAGCUUCCAUAUUUCACAAAAUGGUGCGAAACAACUUUCGAUGUAACAUGGGAAAUGAAGACGACGCCUCAAAAUUUACCAAAGCACUUUCCAGAACCAAUUCUUUCUGCAGAAUUGUUGGAAACAAUCAAAGAAUUAACAAUCGAUUAUUCAACCGAUGGCGUCGAUCGUUUAUUUCGAGCACACGGUCACACGUUGCGAGAAAUUUACCUUUUGAAGCAUGGUUCCUUCGAAAGGAUACCGGAUAUUGUCCUAUGGCCCAAGUGUCACGAGGAUGUCGUCAAGAUUGUCAAUAUGUGCGCACACAAUGGAGCCGUCUGUAUACCUUUCGGUGGUGGAACCAGCGUCAGCCGUGCAGCGUGUUGUCCUUCGGAUGAACGUCGAACGAUUAUUUCAUUAGACACAUCGCAAAUGAAUCGGAUGUUGUGGAUAGAUAGAGACAAUUUGUUAAUAUGUUGUGAAUCGGGCAUUAUCGGACAGGAUCUGGAGCGGUUGCUCCGCUCUGAAGGAUUCACAUGUGGUCAUGAGCCCGAUUCUUACGAGUUUUCCAGUUUAGGUGGAUGGGUGGCGACUAGGGCAAGCGGCAUGAAAAAGAACACGUACGGCAACAUUGAAGAUUUGGUCGUGCGGAUGCGAAUGGUCACCGGAAGAACAGAGGAUCCUGUUAUCACUUUGGAAAAAGGUAGUCUAGUACCUCGCACGUCUUGCGGUCCGGAUUUCGAUCACAUGAUACUCGGCAGCGAGGGAACAUUGGGUGUUGUCACGGAGAUCGUAUUAAAAAUAAGACCUUUACCGCGAGUGGUAAAAUACGGCAGUAUCGUGUUCCCACAUUUUAUGAGCGGCGUUCAUGCGUUGCGAGAGAUCGCGAAGGAACGAUGUCAACCCGCUAGUAUACGCUUAAUGGACAACGAGCAAUUCCAAAUGGGACAAACUUUACGGCCGGAAUCGAGUUGGGGCGGUUUGAUCUUGCAAGGAUUGAAACAUGCGUACAUCACUAGAAUAAAGGGUUUCCGAUGGGAUCAAAUAUGCGUGGCCACGCUAUUGAUGGAGGGCGACGUGGCAGCGGAUGUCGCGGCUCAGGAACGGAAAAUUUACAAGAUAGCUGAUAAGUACGGUGGCAUACCGGCAGGCGAGACAAACGGCGAACGAGGCUACAUGUUGACGUUUGUGAUAGCAUACAUCCGUGACCUUGGACUCGAAUUUAACGUAUUAGCGGAAUCGUUCGAGACUUCCGUUUCUUGGAAUCGUGCAUUAUCACUGUGUAGAAAUGUCAAGUCUCGCGUGGCCAGGGACUGUAAGGCGCGCGGCGUUCGUAAAUAUUUCAUUUCCUGUCGCGUCACGCAAACCUAUGACGCGGGCUGUUGCGUGUAUUUUUACUUAGCGAUUAGCUAUGCGAACAUGGACAAUCCCGUGGAAACUUAUGAGGCCAUUGAGCAUGCGGCGCGGGAGGAGAUACUCGCCAAUGGUGGGUCGCUUUCUCAUCAUCACGGAGUAGGUAAACUACGAGCAUCGUUUUAUCCCGAAGCCGUCGGAGAAGCGGGCGUUGCUCUUUACCGAGCGACUAAAGCGCACUUGGAUCCGCAUAAUGUAUUCGCAACGGGUAAUAUGAUUUCAGCGAAUAAAUCAAAAUUGUGAAUUGAAAGCGUGUCAUUGAAAUCGCGAUAAAUGUGCGAUAAUGGGAAAACUAUUAUAGAACUAUUGUGUACUCCGUUAGUGCCGAUAUUUUGAAUCAUUAUAACAAAUUAAUGGGAUCUCGUAGAAAGACCUUCGAUAGAAAGUUACGAUAUCUCAUUAACUUGUUAUUAAGAUUUUAUUCCGUGUGACGUUUCUUAAAUAAAGAUUUCGAUUUUCCUAUUAAUGGCGAAUGCACGUAGAUACAAAUUGCAAAUACAAACCGGUAUUGGCGUUUGCUGACUCGUCAUUAUAAUAUAUAGAAAAAAAGAGACUAGUAUUAAUAUAGAGUAUAAAUAAUUAUGCACCGUGACGUUGUUUGGUACAAAUGCGGACUUGUAAUUGUAUCGGCAUUUUUAUAAAUUAUUAUAACUAAACAAAA